Messenger RNA from Phytophthora infestans T30-4, 1144 nucleotides. RefSeq lists its product as uncharacterized. Bases 14 to 1144 code for a protein of 376 amino acids. The transcript has 3 exons. Gene Ontology annotation, cellular component: cytoplasm. NCBI's taxonomy places the organism in Eukaryota, Oomycota, Peronosporomycetes, Peronosporales, Peronosporaceae. The record is from RefSeq and is a predicted model, not a curated record.
CGAAACGUUGUCAAUGGCCGAGGAGCGUGUCGUGCUGCUGGGCACGAUCCAGGAGCGCCAAAGUGUAGACAACAACUCGCCCUACGUAUGCAAAGCUGGUGGGACGCCGGCUUGGUAUUCGGAGCCACCGUCGGAAGCUAGCAACUUGACGUGCACUAAAUGCGGCAAAGGACUGUUCCUGGUUGCACAAGUAUAUGCUCCUGUGGAGACCGACAGGACGCUGUACGUCUUCGGGUGCAACUCGAUGGCGUGCACCGAGAAUGCUGGUAGUUGGAGAGUGCUGCGUGACCAGGUAAAACCAGUAAGAGAAACUCCUGUCGAAGUAGACGUCGCGGAGGUAACAAAACAGGUUGACCAGGUGAAACUUGCGUGGGGAUCGGAUAGCGAUGACAGUGAUUGGAGUGACGAUGAGAAGGCACCAGCUCCAGCAAAUGAUCUUGUGGACCUGGAGGCGCUUUUACAGCAACGAGAUAAUGCAAUGAAAACCAGUGUGAAGACAGUGAAGGCUGCUGCUAUUCAGAAGGUGCAAGCUGUGAACAAUCCUGCUUUGACUGACAAACGGAACGCCUUUCCAGCUCUGUCUAUUGAGGUGAUUGAUGAGCCGUUCGAAGAUUACACGGCUGAACACGAUUUUGGCCACGAGAACCACCUCCUUGAGGAGUACAUGAAAAAAGAGGAAGAAGAUAAAUCCACGGAUAUUGGAGAUUUGCGCACGGUCAUCACAAAUUCAAAAAAGACGGGAGGCACUGCGCAGUCAGGGGGAGGCUUGUCGUCUGGAGAAUCAUACGAGAAGACUCCAGCAGCACAGCGACAUCUGCUGCGUUUUCAGAAGCGCAUCAAUCGCUGUCCUCUCCAAUGUCUUCGGUACGAUUACGGCGGUGAACCGUUGUGGCCGGUUGUGAUCCCGCAAAAUCUAAAGGUCCCUCCUUGCGCUGGCUGUGGAAAAGAACGGGCGUUCGAGAUGCAGUUGACCCCGACCAUUAACUACUUCCUCAAAGUGGAUGAUGCUGGCAAUGACAUUCCCAAAGCAGUGGUGCCUCCUGGAGGCAUGGACUGGCUCAGUCUCAUAGUGUACUGCUGCUCCGCUAGCUGCGCUCAGAGUCACGAGGAGUUCGUCUACGUCGUACCGUCAUCGAACUCUUAA